Oryzias melastigma (Indian medaka) is the source of this 4229-nucleotide messenger RNA. RefSeq names its product ArfGAP with SH3 domain, ankyrin repeat and PH domain 3 (gene asap3). The record is from RefSeq and is a predicted model, not a curated record. Gene Ontology annotation, cellular component: cytoplasm. NCBI's taxonomy places the organism in Eukaryota, Metazoa, Chordata, Actinopteri, Beloniformes, Adrianichthyidae. Gene Ontology annotation, biological process: positive regulation of GTPase activity. Gene Ontology annotation, molecular function: protein binding; GTPase activator activity. The transcript has 26 exons. The coding region runs from base 364 to 3417 and encodes 1017 amino acids.
UCUCAGUAGAGUUUGCAUGGGAAAGAAACGCUUUGAUGAAAGAGCAAAGCAGACGGACACUUUCCUGUCCUGCUCUCCCCACGUGACACUAGGCCCCGCCUCCCUGAGCUCACAGGAGCGCGCUCGUUCACCUGCACGCGCCUUCACUCCGAGCAAAGUUGUCACUGGCAUGAACCCGGGAAUGGCUUCAGACGACUAACUGUUUUCAAGACAACAUUUUAAGAGGAAAAGUUUUUUUUCCUUUCCUUCAAAUGGGAAUUAUAUUCUCGCCUGACAUUUUGGUUAUUUUUUUUGCUUUGUAAAAAAAAAAGAAGAAGAAGAAGAAGAAGACGCUAGAAUCGUUGUUUUCUGGAAAAAAUAAACAUGCCGGAGCGAAUAAGCAUUUCGGACUUUGUGGUUUUAACGAACGAGGACUUGUCUUCGCCUGGGACUUCCAGUUUUCACACGAAAAUGAGCGACUGUCGGAACACGGCUUCAACGCUGGAGGAGUGUCUGGAGAUGGAAAACACAACUUUUCAGAAGAUGAAGAAGUUAAUUAAAGCUAUACACACGUCUGGACUCACCUAUGUGGAGAACAAAGAACAGUAUAUUGAGGUUCUGGAGAAUCUGGGUAAUGGCCACGUGAAUCAGGACAACAAUGAGAUCUUCCCAGGGUUCCUCAACUUGGCUGUGUUUACCAGGGAGGUCACAGCACUCUUCAAAAACCUGGUGCAAAGCCUCAGCAGCAUCAUGACAUUUCCUCUGGAAAAUGUGUUGAAGUCGGAGCUGCGGGACAGCAGAUUAGAGCUCAAGAAAAACAUGGAGAAGAGUCUGAAGGAUUACGACAUCAAAUUAGGGAAGCUGGAAAAGGAGAAGAGGGAGAAAGCCAAGCAGCUGGGGCUGAUCAGGGUGGAGGGGUCGGACGGAGCGGAGGACAUGGAGAGAGAAAAAAGGGUCUUCCAGCUGCAAAUGUGUGAGUAUCUGCUAAAAAUCCAGGAAUUGAAGGUGCGCCAAGGUCCUGAACUUCUCAAGAGCCUUAUCACAUAUUUCGACGCCCAAUUGAGUUUCUUUCGAGAAGGACUGAAAGCUGCGGAGAACCUUUCCCCCUUUAUUGAGAAACUUACUUCUUCUAUUUACAAGACUCGUGUGGAGCAGGACGAGGACGUCAAACAACUCACUCAGUUGAGAGAUUCUCUCCGGUUACUUCUACAAGUGGAGGGGAAAGAGGAAUAUCUUAACAGGAAAAACUCGGGCAACGGAUACAGCAUCCACCAGCCUCAGGGAAACAAGAAAUACGGGACAGAAAAAUCUGGUUUCCUGCUCAAGAAGAGUGAUGGGAUUAGGAAGGUUUGGCAGAAGAGAAAGUGUGGCGUCAAAUUUGGAUGUUUGACUAUUUCCCACAGUACGGUCAAUCGACCUCCAGCCAAAUUGAACCUGCUGACCUGUCAAGUACGACCGAAUCCAGAGGACAAGAAAAGCUUUGACCUGGUCACUCAUAAUCGGACGUAUCAUUUCCAGGCGGAAGACGAGCAGGAAUGUGUGAUUUGGGUGUCCGUGCUGCAGAACAGUAAAGAGGAGGCCUUGAACACGGCGCUGGGAGGAGAUCAGCUUCACCUCCAGGACAGCGGGCUUCAGGAACUCUCUCAAGCCAUUAUUGCAGAGCUUCGACACAUGCCGGGGAACGAGGCGUGUGCAGACUGUGGAGCCCCAGAACCCACCUGGCUGUCCACCAACCUUGGCAUUCUGACGUGUAUCGAAUGUUCUGGCAUUCACCGGGAUCUGGGGGUCCAUUACUCCAGGAUUCAGUCCCUCACUCUGGACCUGCUGAGCACCUCAGAGCUGCUGUUGGCCUACAGCAUCGGUAACACCAGAUUCAAUGACAUCAUGGAGAUGGGGCUCCCAAAUGACUACGUGAAGCCGUUACCACAAAGUGACAUGAAUGCCAGGAAGGAGUACAUUGUGGCAAAGUACGCGGAGCAUCGAUACGUCCAACGAAAAGAAGACACAAACCCGGAGCGGCUUUACGAUGCGGUGAAAACCCGUGACAUCACGGCGCUUCUGCAGCUCUACGCUGAGGGAGCAGACCUGAGCAAGCCAAUCACAGUCCCCGACAGACAGGGGUUUAAGGAGACGGCUCUCCAUCUUGCCGUGCGUCUGGAGGAGAAAAGCUCUCUGGCGCUGGUGGAUUUCCUUUGCCAGAACAGCAACUGUUUGGACAAGCGCACAGCAGAGGGAAACACAGCUCUUCACUACAGCGCCUUGUACCAUAAACCUGAAUCUCUCAAGCUGCUACUCAAAGCAAAGGCGGCCCUGAAUACAGUGAACUCAAAUGGAGAAACGGCUCUUGAUAUUGCCAGGAGGCUGCAGCACUCACUCUGCAUUGAACUGUUGGAGCUGGCUCAGAGUGGGAAGUUUAACUCCCAGAUCCAUGUGGAGUUCAUGUGGGAGACGCAUUCUCAGGAGAUCUAUGACAGUGAGGACGACCUGGAUGAAAGGGUGAGUCCACUUCCAAAGAAUCGUUCCCCCCCGUCCUCGAUCGGAGGCGUUGGAACAGCCCGCUGGUGUGGGAGUAAUGGAGCGAGUACAGGCAGGCCCUGUCAAACCUACGAGAACCUCGAAUUCCUCUAUAAAAAUCCUCCAGCUAACAGCCUCCCAUCAGGAACGCUGAUGCCGCCGCCUCCACUUCCUGCAAAAUCCAUCCUGAGAGGGCGCUCCGACCCCCAGAUCUCAGUCCCCAUGCAGGACGGAAGCUUCCUUCAGCGAAAGCCUUCAAACCCGAACUCCCACUCGUCCAGCCCUCAGACGCACGCCAAACACAUCCCGCCUUCAACCACCGCGGAGAGCCAAAGCCCGAGCGGCAGACUGUCCAGGAGCCCUCACGGACAGGGAGGCUUUCAGCGGGCUCACCGGCAGACCUGGGAUGGCCAUCCCACCAAUUUUUCUGGGUCUCAAAGUUCUGUUACGCCGGCAUCCUCUCAGAACCACAUAGGACCUGUGAGUUCAGAGAAGACGACGUCUUACCGCCGGACCAGCAGUGGAGGAAGCAGCCAGGGGAAGUGCAGUUCUCUGUCUCCAAGCAGCGCUGGCAGCCAGGAGGAGCUGUACUGCAGCUUAGUCGGGAACGGUUCUCCUCCUGGUACUGCUCCUGGUUCUGGUCCUGGUUCUGGUCCGGGUCCUGCUCCUGCUGCUUCACCUGUCAUGCCCUGUGUUCCACGAUCUCGCAGAAAUGCAAUGGUUUCUGGCAGCAGGCCGCAGACCCGAGUCAAAGCUUUGGUGGACUGCCAAUCCGUGGGCUCCGAGCAGCUGGCCUUUUUCAAAGAUGAAGUCAUUGUGGUCACAGACACUAAGGACCCCCACUGGUGGCUUGGCCACAUAGAGGGGGAGCAGUCCAGGAGUGGGACCUUUCCUGCAAACUACGUCCAAAAACUAAAAGGCUGACAUCGGAUUGAUGGGAAAUAUCCACCAAGUGGAAUUUAUUGUUACAGUCUUGAUUUCAACUCACUGGAGGAUCAACCGAGAAUGAACCUCGGGGACACGUGUACAUAAGCUUUUAAAAGGGUUUUCCCAUUUGAGCAGUUACUGAACUUAAAAAACCAACAACUUUCUGCUGUUUUUAAGGAACAAUCAAAGUUUGACCAUUAUUACACAUUUGUGUAAAAUAGAGGAGAACAAACAUUUGAAUCUCAGCGGGGUCUUAAAGAGAUGAUGGAGUUCAAAAUGUUGUCUGCUGCUUUUAGAGUCAGACUUAUGUGGAUCUAAUGCUGUCUCUGGGCCGGUCUGUCUCCAUCGAACACCAGGCGUCUCUGAUAUUUGGCUCAGUCGUCAGGGGUCUGGGCAUAACUCACUGUGAGGGAUCCAGUUUCCCUCGGCUCCAUGGAUCUGUCUCUCGAUAAGGUAACGUCUGUUACCAUAGAACACUUAUCCCUACUGUCUUACAACAAAUGGCACUUCAAAAAUGAGGAAACUCUUUCAAAUAUCUGAAGAUAACUGGUGCAAUGAACACUUUUUUUUACUGUAAACUAAUUUUUCCGUCACAUGCAUCAGUAUUGUAAAUAAAAUUAAAAAAACUAACAACUAAAUGUCACAUUUUACUACUUUUCUUUGCUAUUUGUUGUACAUAUUUAUCUAAAGUUACUAUACUCGUGUACAUUUUUACACUUUUGUCUCAUAUUUUAAUGUCCUGUUAAACUGAUGUUCAACCAGAGAGUCUUAAUGUCUCAGAAUAAAGAGGGAAUCGAAACAAAAAAAAA